GUGAUACUUUCAAAAUCUUCGUAAUAUUAAAAGAAUUUCAUAAAUGCUUGUACUAAAAAUUCUUCAUUCAAUUUCAUCACAAUGUUACAAAGCGAAUUUGAGUUAACUCCACAACUAUCUAGUCCACAUACUUGUGAAGAUUCUGUCGAAAAUAUUAUAAGGAAAUAUAGUUAUAUAGAUCGCAGUAAUAGAGAAAUCAAUAAAAGUAAUUUUCUUAAUUGUUCUAACCAUAUUUUGACUCCAAAGAAACCAACAACGAUAUCUGAAGAGACUGAUAACAGUUUUACUUUUCUAUCUAACAAUAGAAUAUUUGAUGAUCAUUUAUAUGAUUUCAUAGCAAACUAUUGUAAAGAAGAGAUUAGAAAAGAAGUUGAUUUGAAGGUAUCCUCAAAUAGUUCAAAGAAUUCAACUACGGGUGUUGGAUGUCAGAAAGAAUAUGUGGACAAAGCUACAUACUGCCGUCCCGUCUUUAAUUUGUACAACCGAGACUUUAUAUUUAAGACCUUAGAACGAAAUGCAAAGCUUACCCGUUUGAUACAAGAGUUAAUUACGAGCCAUCAGAGAGAAAAACAAAACGAAAUUUGGAAUAAUUUUAUAAAUGUUCUAAAAAGUAAACAUAAUGAUUCUAAAAUGUUUGAUGAAGUUCCUGUUAAUGAAGAAACGAUGGGUAAUGUUCGGAGUUCACAAUUUAACGAUGGUUGCCAUGGACAAGAGCAUUCAUGUGUGCAAUCAUCAAAACAAUGUUUACUGGACGAUAUUUAUGGAAACUCCAAUGAAAUUGAAGAUUUUAUAAAUCAUAAAAAUACAUGUCAUCAAGAGAAAAGUCAAUAUCACCAAGAGAGCAGUCGCUUGUUUUUGAGGAACCCGUUUUGUUAUCCAACAUCAUCUGUGGGACGUCUAACUAUGUUGCAUAGAGAAAAUGAACGUUUAUCUCAGCUUGAGAAAGAGAAAAAAAUAAAAGAAAAAUUUCGCAAUCGAUACAAAAGUAGAUAUGAUGUACACAUAGAAGAAGACAAGGCUUUAAAUGAAUCAGUUCUCUUACACUCAAAACAGAGUAAACAGAGACAUACGACUGUCCAGACAGAACACAAUGUUUUGAUAUUGCGUAACUAUCCACUAAGCGAUAAUAAUCGUUCAGUCGUAGCGAGAUCAGAAGAACGGGAAAGUUUAUUAAAAAAUACAACAAAUAUGGAAGAACUAACACAAAAAUUUGAUUCUCAACCAGAAAAUUCCGUAAAAAACUUGACAUUGAAAGAAAUAGAAAAUAAACUAGAGUUAUUAAUAAAUUCUAUCAAUAGACUUAUUGGUGAAUUUAAAGUGAACAAAAACAUAAAGACAGUGUCUACACAAGAGAUAAAUAACCAUUUUAAUCAUUUAAGAAGUGUUGUAGUUGGAAGCAAUAUAAAUCAAAAAUGUAACGGUGCCAGUAAAUAUUAUAGUAAUUCUGAAAGUAUUUUACCCACGGGCAAAUGCAGUAUAAUUUUUGAGACAGCUAGAAAAGAAAAUUCCGAUCUAAAAAAAAUCAAUGAAAUAUUUUCAAGAGAACUAGGGGAUAAUGCUUCAUCAAACAAAACGUGUGCGGUCCAGAUUACAUUUGAAGUUCCAACGAAAGAAACAUCUACAGAAGUUACCAAGUCCCUCUCUAAAGCGCAUAUAUUAGAAAAUGAUAAAAUAGAAGAGAUUAUCAUCCCUGAACCCUGUACAACCGAGAGAAUUACGAUAGCUGUAAACACCGACCCCUUGAAUAUUUUAACACUACUAAGAAUAUCAACACAGGCUAUGAAACGCUUUUUGUCUUUUAUGCCACAUAUUGAUUAUUAUUAUUAUCUAUCAAGAUUUUAUCUACCACAAUUGCCAAGCACAGACCAAAAUUUCAAAUGCAACAUCUGUGGCGCGAAAUUUACCAAGGCUUCUGAACUCAGUUAUCACAUUCAGGAACACGAUUUGGGAAAAGCGAAAGACUGCUGUGUUUGCCGACACGUUCUUGACAUAUCCCAUCGCCCAGUAAACAUCUAUAGUUGCUGUCAUUGCGGGCAGUGUUUUGUGAGAGCUUAUUGCUGUGAGCUUCAUCAGAAGGCUUGUGGACGACGGCUUGGCAAUACCCAAGGUGUAACCAACUCUAACUUGCUAAUUCUAAGAUAGUUUAAAAAAAUACGAAUUCACAUAACUUAAAAUAGACAAGAAUUAUAUGACAAUUAGUUUCAUAGACAACUAUUUACAUUUUGUUUUGUUUAUUGACAUUGUAAUGAAUAAAUCACAGAUUAUAUAUCAUUCUUUUAUUCUGCCCUAAAUUGUUUUAUUAGAACAGAAUAGUCAAAAAUAAAGGCUUUAAACUUUUAUAUUUACGAUAGUCUAUGUACGGAUAUCCCAUACAUACACUUGUUUAUGUUACAAAUAAAGUUGCCAAUAUGAUUAAAGUUAGUAUAAACAAUGAUAAAAACAAACUUGUGAGAUUCAAAUGUUUUUUGAAAAGGGUUCGUUAUCGCAUAAAUUAAUUAAGGUAGUGCUAUUAAGUUAUAUUAGGAUUAUUUGGACACAUUUAAAUUGAUUGUAUAAUUAAAAUGCUUCUGAAUGUGAUAUGGCGAAUAUUUUAUCGCUUGUUUAUUAAAAUGAAAUUAACGAUUCGCAUUAAUGGCGAUUGUAAUAAAGAUAUCUCGGA
This is a messenger RNA of Pieris napi, 2659 nucleotides long. RefSeq lists its product as uncharacterized. NCBI's taxonomy places the organism in Eukaryota, Metazoa, Arthropoda, Insecta, Lepidoptera, Pieridae. The transcript has 2 exons. The record is from RefSeq and is a predicted model, not a curated record. The coding region runs from base 82 to 2142 and encodes 686 amino acids.